Molecule: messenger RNA, 1899 nt
Organism: Synchytrium microbalum
Lineage: Eukaryota; Fungi; Chytridiomycota; Chytridiomycetes; Synchytriales; Synchytriaceae
Exons: 9
Coding region: 1-1899 (632 amino acids)
Biological process (GO): activation of protein kinase activity; regulation of mitotic spindle organization
Cellular component (GO): spindle; microtubule
Source: RefSeq, a predicted model, not a curated record
AUGGGCAAGAGAAAGAGUGCUCGAGUAGCGUCCAAGACGACUCAUGCUGACGAAUCUACUCCCAAGGCAAGCCAAUUGAACAGAUCUACUCGGGAACACUCGGUUCCUGGCAAACAAACAAACGAUGAUGAUUCUAAAUAUGAAUUCAAUGCUCCAAAGUUUCAUGACUUUGCUAAUCCUGACAAGAGUGAUGAUGUCAAUGUAGACCAAUGGUUUGACGACAGAUUACCUACUCCAUACGUCCCAAAAGUAAAGGGCAAACAUAAUGAUGUUGCUGCCGCUGCUGAACACUCUGAUGUACUAGCAGCUCUUUCAGACGAUUUAACGAGACCUACACGGAAAUCGACUCGCUCAUCGGCGAAGGUUGCAGAAACUACUGAAAUGUUUCAACCUGUAAUCGCCAAACGACCCAAACAAGGGGCGCUUGAUGAUGUACAACCCAACAAGAAGACGACGACGAAAGAUGAUCAUGAAGAAGAAGAAGAAACGUUUACGGUGCAGACUGUAGUCGAUAAAGCCAAAGGAAAAGCAAGAACAGCAUCUGCCGAAACUAUUACUAAACGAACAACUGCCAAACCAACUCAACCAAACCUCCAUACUAUGAGUCUUCGAGCUCGGAUGCCACUUUUGAGUGCAGCUACCUCAAAGUCUGCCGUCAAGAAGCCUGCAGCACCUACAAAACGACCAGGAUUGACCAUUCCUGAGCCAUUCCAUUUCCAUGCUUCACUCAAAGAACAUGGUAAUGAUGUUAGUGCUACCAAGGUUCCCAAAUCACCUUUUGUACCUCUAGCUCAAAAGGUUAAGAAGUUUGAAGCAAAGACUCCUGACCGAUUCAAAGUCAAGCCAACUAAGAAGGCUGCAACAAAGUCACAUAGUCCAAAACUCACGCAUCCAAAGUCUCCACAUCUGAAGACCAAGUUACGUGCUAGGCCAAAAUAUAUUCCUUCGCGAGAUGAAUUGGAACAAGCAGCGCUGGCAGCUAUACCUGCCUUCAAGGCCAGACCUGUAGAUCCCAAAGUUGUGGCAGGCGCAUUUAAAGCUCCACCAGUCAAGAGGCAACAACUCACAAUUCCGAGAUCACCCGCUAUCACAAAACGUAAAGCCCCAGAACCAGAUGCUCCACUACCAUCACGAAUAGUCAAGGCCAAUCCAAUACCCGAUUUCAGUAAAGCAUUUGAACCUGUGCGAGAACAUCGAGUUAUAAUGCCAGCUGAUAAUUAUCAUUUGCCUGGUGAAGAAAUUAGUCAACGCAAAAGAGCUGAAUUUGAAACUAGUUUACGACAGCAACAGGAGGAAGAAGAACGACAACGUCAGUUUAUGGCACAGCCAUUGCCUGACGAAGUCAUGGGGGGCUCAUCACUGCAUCAUCACCCAGAAAGACCUCUAACGCAACCACAUCCAUUCCACUUCCACACGGAUGAACGAGGGGCACUUCAUCAACAAACCUUCCAAAACAUGAUACAAAAGGAAUCAGAAGAAAAAGAGAAUGCAUCAAGAUUUAAAGCUCAUCCAAUUCCAGACUUGUCGACGCAGUUUGUACCCAAGAAAUCAACCAAACCAUUAACAGAACCUGAAGAAGUUGAAUUGCAUACCAUGACGAGAGCUGAAGAACGUAAAGUGUUUGAGGAUGAGUUGAAGAAGAAGGAAGAGAUGGAGGAAAUUUUGAGGCGUGAAAUGGCUGAGAAAGAGCAGAGGGAAGAAGAACAACAAGUAAAAGAAGUACGACAGCAGCUGGUACAUCGUGCUCAACCUAUUAGGCACUAUACUGGUAUACAGAUUCGACCCUCUGACAAGAAGCUGACUGAACCUACAUCGCCUGCUAUCGGUGAGAAGCGCCGUGCUGCUCGUAGUGAAGGUAUAGCUGCUAGAAAGGGAAUGAUGAAGAGAUCUGCUAAAUGA